Molecule: messenger RNA, 921 nt
Organism: Bipolaris maydis ATCC 48331
Lineage: Eukaryota; Fungi; Ascomycota; Dothideomycetes; Pleosporales; Pleosporaceae
Source: RefSeq, a predicted model, not a curated record
AUGUCUCUCCGCAACGAAGAAGACUUCGAUAACUUCGACGACUACCUCUUCCACAUGGCUGGCGGCGACGUCGAGCAAGCCAGUGGAGGAGAUGUCUCCAGCAACUCUGAAGCAGCAUCUUCGCAGUCCGCCGCCGUGCGCUCCCCACCCGAAGAAAGGGAUUCUGACAGCGAAAUGGACGUUUCUUCGUCCUCCCACCCUCCCUCUCCCCCUUCCUUCGGGAGUAGCGUAGAAGAAAUGGACACGGGGGCUUUCGGGCCGAGCAAUCUCUCAUCGAGUGAGGAGGAUUCCGAGGGGAUGAGCGACGCACCUUCAGACCAUGAAAGCACCGGGGCGCUCGACAACGAAGAAGUCCAAAUGGUAGACGUGGAAUCGUCUCCAGAAGAAGUCCAAAUAGCGCGUGAUAUCCCUCUUCCCUCACCCUCACUAGUAAAUCCUCCCGCUGAGGUCGGAGAAAUCCACAUGCGGGACGCAGAUCCGGCUCCGGCUUCAGAGCCGCACCAGGAGAAAUCCGUCGAGCCGGUUUCUCAGGGAGAAGAAGAAAAGGAGCAUACCACUACCACUACCACGCAAGAAGAGAAAGAAGAAGAAGAAGAAGUCACAGAGAUGCAGGCAUCUCCUCAACCAUCUCCUCCUCCACCACCAGCCGCCCCCAUAACACGCGACACUCCUGCUUCCCCGCCUUCGGCAUCCGUCCAAGAGCCCCAGCUUCCAGCCCCCGAACCAGAAUCCAUCCAAGAAGUCCGCGCUCCAGCACUUGUGGCCAACGAAGCCAUUCCGCCCCCCACACCAUCACCACCACCAUUCGCCAAAAGCGCGCGGAUCCAAACACUUCUCCCUUCGCUCGCUCUCUUGAAUGAAACGAGCGUGGCGUUCUUUUCGCGACUGGAUAUUUUGCAUGCCAAGAUUGAGGCUUUGUAA